UAAAGUGAAAUGGGGAGUCGAAAUUAGUUAAACGGAAAAGAAAAAAAAAAAUAACAAAAAAAAAAGAGAGAAAGAAAAUCUUCUCCAAUGAAUGGAGGGUGAGAGGGCCGAUUCACCGGUGGGGCCCCGCUGGGGAGGUAUUUGUAGCAUGACGCGCCCGCGGCUUCCCCGCACCCAUGACCCCGCGGAUAAGGUGCACCAUCCACUUUCGUCGCGCCCGCAGCCUGCCCCGGGCCUGGGCGCUGGGCUGGCGCAUCCUCCGCCGCUUUUUCGGGGCGCUGGGGCGGCGCUGGCCGCGGCGCCUUGCCCUGCAGCUGGUCCUGCGGCGGAGGCGGCGCGGGAGCCCCCGGGCCAGGUGAUGAUGCUGGGCAGCCCGCGGGUGGCCGAGCUGCUGCUGCGGCACGGAGCCGACCCCAACCGCGCCGACCCGCGCACCGGCUGCCUCCCGGCGCACGAUGCGGCCCGCGCCGGCUUUCUGGAGACGCUGGCGGCGCUGCACCGCGCCGGGGCGCGCCUCGACCUCCGCGACGGCCGCGGCCGCCUGCCCCUCGACGUGGCGGCGGGGGGCCCGCACGGGGCCGUGGGGCGCUACCUGCGCGACCCUCCGCCCCUUCCAGGAGCCGGGGGCGCAGCCGAGAGGGCUGCGCGCUGACCCGGCCCCGGCUUGUCCCCGCGUCCCCGGCAGCCCACCUCCCCCGCGAGCAUCCCCGCCGCCCAGUCACCAGCGAGCCGCCGCGGAUGGCGCUGCCGAUGUCCGUCUGCUGGGAAGGGCGCUUCUCUGUCCCGCUAUCGCCAGGGCCCCUCCCGUGAGUCCCGGCCACUCCGGCUCCCGCUUCUGCGAGAAGACACGUGCCGAGGUUUUCUCUGUUUCCUGAGAAAAAGAGGAAAAAAAUCCGAAACACAAUCAAGACUAGAGCUCCUGCUUCCCCGUCUCGUGAUCUCCGGCGGGCAGAGCACAAGCGCCAGACGGCUCUUUUGUACUCUAGUGGGAAAAAAAAAUAAUAAAAAAAAAAAAAUAUAUAUAUAUAUUAAAUGUUCACCUUUUCCUCUUUUUUAUUUACAAUAAAGCUGCUUAGCAAAGUGAGAACGCUAUGUUUCCCUUACUGGCUUGCUCACUGCCCUGCAAAGCUUUCUAUUUUAGUUAUUCUUUGAGACUCUUUUAUGUUGCACUCCAAAACAGUGAACACUUUAGCCAUAUCACUCAUAAAUUUAAUUAAUCCCCAGAGCUUCUUCCCUCACCAGCCCACUCAACAUACAGUUUUAACACCAAGAUGUAACAGUGAUUGAAUGCUAAAAAUUUUAAUGCUGAUCAGACUUACAAUUUGGGAACUACAAACAUUUUGUGUAGCUGUAUUUAUGGAAAUUUGUGUGAGAAAACAAUUGGCAGUCAAUUAGUUACUGCAAAGUUUUUUGCAUUUGGAGAUCCUAUUUGCACAGAAGGUACAGACAACGAGCUUCUUAUUUUUAAGACAGCUUUCUGGGUCUCUAAACCAGAUACUUGGAAACAACAACAAAUGACCGAGUUUUGUUAUAAAUCUGGAUUUUCCCACACUUUUUGGUUUCUGUUUUCUGUUUUUCCUGUGUAAUUUCUAUCAUCUACCCGAUGUUCAUAUCACUUAUGUGUGAUUAAAUACCUGCUAUAAUUCAGUAAUAAAACACGAAAAA
Molecule: messenger RNA, 1665 nt
Organism: Passer domesticus (house sparrow)
Lineage: Eukaryota; Metazoa; Chordata; Aves; Passeriformes; Passeridae
Product: cyclin-dependent kinase 4 inhibitor B-like
Exons: 2
Coding region: 92-652 (186 amino acids)
Biological process (GO): regulation of G1/S transition of mitotic cell cycle; regulation of cyclin-dependent protein serine/threonine kinase activity; negative regulation of cell population proliferation
Cellular component (GO): cytoplasm; nucleus
Molecular function (GO): protein kinase binding; cyclin-dependent protein serine/threonine kinase inhibitor activity
Source: RefSeq, a predicted model, not a curated record